This is a messenger RNA of Alexandromys fortis (reed vole), 2389 nucleotides long. It is a transcript of the gene Nsdhl, whose product is annotated as NAD(P) dependent steroid dehydrogenase-like. The coding region runs from base 198 to 1268 and encodes 356 amino acids. The transcript has 8 exons. Gene Ontology annotation, molecular function: 3-beta-hydroxy-Delta5-steroid dehydrogenase (NAD+) activity. Gene Ontology annotation, biological process: steroid biosynthetic process. The record is from RefSeq and is a predicted model, not a curated record. NCBI's taxonomy places the organism in Eukaryota, Metazoa, Chordata, Mammalia, Rodentia, Cricetidae.
GGAGCCGAACGCAGCCAAUCAACAUGGUGAAGGAAGCUCGGCUGAUCGUGGGCUCAUACCUCUCCCUAGAAAAGGGUGACUGGUAUUGGGUUGAAGUCCGCUGGUUGCAGGUUGCUAGCAAGCUGAAGUCGACCGCAAGAGUGUUUAAACCUGGAAGAAGAGUUGAUUUUGCAAACAAGACUAUAGUUUGAGCCAUAAUGGAACAAGCAGUUGGUGAAUCAAAAGAGACACGUUCGACAAAAGACAUUUCCAAAGCCAAGAAGUGCACGGUGAUUGGAGGCUCUGGGUUCCUGGGGCAGCACAUGGUGGAGCAGUUGCUGGCACGAGGCUAUGCUGUCAAUGUAUUCGAUAUCCGCCAAGGGUUUGAUAACCCCCAGGUGCAGUUCUUUAUAGGCGAUCUUUGCAGCCAACAGGACCUGUACCCAGCUCUGAAAGGUGUAAGCACAGUUUUCCACUGUGCGUCACCCCCACCAUCCGGUAACAACAAGGAACUCUUUUAUAGAGUGAAUUUCAUUGGCACCAAGAAUGUCAUUGAAACCUGCAAAGAGGCUGGGGUUCAGAAACUGGUUUUAACCAGCAGUGCUAGUGUCGUCUUUGAGGGUACGGACAUAAAAAAUGGAACUGAGGACCUCCCUUAUGCCAUGAAGCCCAUUGACUACUACACAGAGACCAAGAUCUUGCAGGAGAAAGCAGUACUGGAUGCCAACGACCCUGAGAAGAAUUUCUUAACCACAGCCAUUCGUCCUCACGGCAUUUUUGGCCCAAGGGACCCCCAGUUAGUCCCCAUCCUAAUUGAUGCGGCUAGAAAGGGCAAAAUGAAGUUCAUGAUUGGAAAUGGGGAGAACCUGGUGGACUUCACCUUCGUGGAGAAUGUGGUUCAUGGACAUAUCUUGGCAGCCGAGCACCUCUCCCAAGAUGUAGCUCUGGGUGGGAAGGCAUUUCACAUUACCAACGAUGAACCAAUUCCUUUCUGGACGUUCCUGUCUCGCAUUCUGACAGGCCUCAAUUAUGAGGCCCCCAAGUACCACAUCCCUUACUGGGUGGCCUACUACCUUGCUUUCCUGCUAUCUCUGCUGGUGCUGGUGGUCAGUCCUCUCGUCCAAAUCAAGCCAACUUUUACACCAAUGCGAGUGGCAUUGGCUGGCACAUUCCACUACUACAGUUGUGAGAAAGCCAAAAAGCUCAUUGGAUACCGGCCAUUGGUCACCAUGGAUGACGCCGUGGAAAGGACUGUGCAGAGUUUCCACCACCUGCGGAAGAACAAGUGAUGUGCUCCAGAGCCCUCCCCAAUAAUUUUUUCCUCUCUGUUCUGAUGAGCCAAUAUCCUUAAUUGAGUUUCUUCUGAGCUAUGUGCCCCUUGCUGGUGACAAGAGCAGAUGUCUCUUCCAGGGUAGCAUUGGACUUCCUAAAGCAGGCAGAUGCAUAAUCUACUGUUUUGGUCUUUCUCUCUCCCUCCCCCUGAGUAUACCAACAUAAAAUGAAAACCACAAGACUUUGAUCGAGGUCUUAAAAACUGAAGCAAAACCAGAAUUGUUGACACAGAGUAAGACUUAGACAUACAUUUCAUAUGUUCCUAGUAGAAUAGUUAGAAGUGUUGAUGACUGUAACCCCAGCCACCAAUCCCUAAGAAUAAAUCCAUUUCUGGUUCCCUGCUGUCUUGCAUGAUGUCAGGGUUUCUUUCAAAAAUGAGUGCAGUGUCUGCCUGCCUUGUUUUACCAUAAAACAUCUCUCUAUCCACAGAAACUGUUGGCAGUCUUUAGUUGUCAGUGCGAUGUGUACAUUGUGUGCUAUGUUAGUUGGUCAGCUCCUAAAACCAUGGUUGGUAAUAAGCUGGAGAGAGUGGCCUUCUUCAUCUCCAGGAUGUUUGAGUAGAAACUGUACUGAUAGUUCAUUUGAAUUUUAAUAAAUAAAACCUGCCUGAAGAUCAGAGAGUAAAACAGCUGCACUGGUCAGCUUUAUAGACCAGGCAGUGGUGACACACACCUUUAAUCCCAGUAGUCACACUAGUUUACCAUAGGAACUGGGCACUAGUGGUGCACACCUUUAAUCCCAGCCUUAGAGAGGAAUAUAAGACAGGAGCAGACAGCUCUCAGUCACAGUCUCAUUCUGAGAGUCCUGAAGGCAGAAUCGCCAUUUCAGACUGAGGGAGAGGUAAGAGCCAGUGGCUGGCUGCUUUGUUUUUCUGGCCUUCUGACAAGCUUUAUUUAUUAAAAUACAAAUGAAAUAUCACUACAAGAAACUCCUUCAUGAGAUGUUGCAGAAUGGCCUACAGACAUCGUUGUAGCUCACCUCACAGAACAUAUCAGGCCAUUCAUCUUCCAAAGAGUACAGCCCAUCUAAUACAGUGUGUUUUUGUUCUCUGAACUCAUUAAAAUGUAUUCCUGAAGAA